AGGAAAAUGGGACCUGGAAAUCAUUCCACAGUGACAGCCUUCAUCUUGGCUGGACUCUCAAACCAGCCCAGUCUCCAGGUGCUGCUGUUUGUCCUCUUCCUACAAAUCUACAUAUUCACAGUGGUUGGCAAUGCGGGCAUGAUGACACUAAUUGGAGUCAGUGCUCACCUGCACACACCCAUGUACUAUUUCCUCAGUAAUCUGUCCUUUAUUGACCUCUGCCAUUCUACUACUAUUACCUCCAAAAUGCUGGUGAACUUUUUGAAAGAGAAAAAUGUCAUCUCCUACCCUGAAUGCAUGGCUCAGCUCUACUUCUCUUUUUUUGCUAUUGCAGAGUGUCACAUGUUGGCUGCAAUGGCCUAUGACCGCUAUGUUGCCAUCUGUAACCCUUUACUUUACAAUGUAGUCAUGUCUCAUCACCUCUGCUUCUGGCUAACAGUGGGAAUUUAUGCUAUGGGUAUCAUGGGGUCUUCAAUUCACAUGGGCUUCAUGUUGAGACUUGUUUUGUGCAAAACCAAUAUUAACCACUACUUUUGUGAUCUCUUUCCACUCUUGGAGCUGUCCUGCUCCAGCAUCUACAUCAAUGAAUUGCUGAUUCUUUUCUUAAGUGCAUUAAACAUAUUGGCUCCUACCCUGACUGUUCUUACUUCCUACAUCUUCAUCAUUGCCAGCAUCCUGCGCAUUCGCUCCACUGAGGGCAGACACAAAGCCUUCAGCACCUGCAGCUCUCAUAUCUCAGCCGUGGCUGUCUUCUUCGGUUCUGCUACAUUUGUGUACUUACAGCCAACAUCAGUCAGCUCAAUGGGCCAAGGGAAAGUGUCAUCUGUGUUUUAUACUGCUAUAGUGCCCAUGUUGAAUCCAUUAAUCUAUAGUCUGAGAAAUAAGGAUGUCAAAUCUGCCCUGAAGAUAAUUCUGGACAGGAGAGUACAUUCAUGA
Molecule: messenger RNA, 936 nt
Organism: Nannospalax galili (Upper Galilee mountains blind mole rat)
Lineage: Eukaryota; Metazoa; Chordata; Mammalia; Rodentia; Spalacidae
Product: putative olfactory receptor 8G3 pseudogene
Exons: 1
Coding region: 7-936 (309 amino acids)
Biological process (GO): sensory perception of smell; G protein-coupled receptor signaling pathway
Cellular component (GO): membrane
Molecular function (GO): odorant binding; olfactory receptor activity; G protein-coupled receptor activity
Source: RefSeq, a predicted model, not a curated record